Messenger RNA from Ornithorhynchus anatinus (platypus), 963 nucleotides. RefSeq names its product vomeronasal 1 receptor ornAnaV1R3049. The transcript has a single exon. The record is from RefSeq and is marked inferred. Gene Ontology annotation, molecular function: pheromone receptor activity. Gene Ontology annotation, biological process: G protein-coupled receptor signaling pathway. The coding region runs from base 1 to 963 and encodes 320 amino acids. Gene Ontology annotation, cellular component: membrane. NCBI's taxonomy places the organism in Eukaryota, Metazoa, Chordata, Mammalia, Monotremata, Ornithorhynchidae.
AUGCUUUGGAGUGACCUGAUCUGCGGAGUUUUGUUCCUCUGUCAGGCUGGUGUUGGAAUCCUGGGGAACUCAGUGUUGCUUAUGGUCUAUGUCAAUGUCUUUCUGUAUCAGUCCCAUAAGAAGAAGCCUACAGACCUGAUUGUCACCCUCCUAACUCUAGUCAAUGUAACGGCAGCUGUGACUCGUGGGGUCCCAAUGGCGAUGGUAUCUCUUGGCAUGAGGAUCAAUGUGGAUGAGGUUGGAUGCACAGUGUUAUUUUUCACUUACAGAAUGUCCCGGGGCCUUUCCAUCUGCAUCACAUGUCUCCUGAGCAUGUUCCAGGCUGUCACCAUCAGUCCCAGCACCUCCCGAUGGGCCCAACUCAAACCAAGAGCCCCCAAGUACAUUCUCCCCUCCUUCCUCUUCUUCUGCAUCCUCAACUUGUUGAUGUAUUUGGGAAUUAUCUCAUCCACUCAAGCCACCAGAAAUGUCAGUGACUCAAAAUAUACUUUUAUUUCAAAACACUGUUCUAUGUUACCUAGUGGUAGUUAUGUACUAAUGCUUGUGUGUUACAAUGCCAUUACUCUCCGCGAUUUCCUCUUUGUGGGUCUCAUGAGCUGGGCCAGUGGCUAUAUGGUGAUCGUGCUCUACCGACACCACAAACAAGUCCAGCACAUCCACAGCACCAUCAUCUCCUCCACAGCCUCCCCAGAGAUCCAAGCCACCCACACCAUCCUACUCCUGGUCAGCUGCUUUGUUUGUUUUUAUUUGUUGAAUGGCACCAUCGUCUUCUACUUUGGUGUGACGAGAGGGUAUGAUGCCCAUCUGCAGAACAUCUUAGCCUUUGUUUCUGCUUGUUACCCUUCCUUCUGCCCCUUGGUGUUGAUCAGCAAAGAUUCCAGAGUGCCUAAAUCCCACUCCUUCCUCAGGAAGUUGAGUAACUCCUCUCCCACCCAACCCACUUCUUGCCACCCAACUCAAUGA